UGGGAGCUGGAAGAGAGACAGCGCACCCCUGAAAGCUGCAAUUCUGCUGUUGAUGAUCUACAAGCUGAAGUCAGUCAACACGUCAAAGGCAUAAAGAAAUGACUCACUUGGAACAAACAUUUCUACGCACUGCCAUCACUGAGGUCUUGCCUGACCUUCCAGAGAUGAUGAAAGAUAUCCUGGAAGAGACCUUAAAUUCGCUUGGGGUGGAGACAUCUGAUGAUUUUCAGUUUAUCGAGGAAGCCGAUUUGCUGACAGCCUUGAGGCCAAUUCAAGCCCGAAAAGUCCUUGCUGCUUGGAAGCUGAGAUGCCAGACUCCUGAAACCAGCAGCCGAUAUAGACUGGGUGGAUACAUUUAUGAUACCGUGGGAUAAGUUCCCAGACUUGCAGUCAUUGGAGAGAGAAAAACGACCAAGUCCACGAAUGAGAAGGGAGAUGGUCCGGAUUGUGGUAUGUGAGAUGACACGAAAAAGUUCUUGCGUUAGUAGAAGAAACACUACUCAAGUUGCCAAACAGAUGGUGGCAAAAUAUCCCAAAUCUCUUCAAGACAUAAUCGGAGGAGAUGUGAUAGGGCCAGGGUAUCGCUCUCUUGUAAAGCAACUGCAAAACAGGAUCGAGAAUGUGAAGCGAUCUAGACAAGCCCAAAAGUGAGAAAGCGAAAGCAGCGCACUGAUGAGUCCGACACAGGCGAAGUCCCUCCAGAACAGAGAGCAACAAUCCAGGACACUUAUGGUUGCGUUAACUGGGAUUUAAAAUCCCUGCCCCGUGGAGAGACUCAUGAGAGCCAGCAGGAGAAGAAAGAAAAACUGAAGAUCAUGUCUCAACAAACUGAUGCUAAUCCAGAGGAGGUCAAACUUCUAAUGAAGUUGACUUUCUACACACAGCAUGAGGAACCAGGGGAAAAAUGUACAAUUCCUCCUGGAAGAGUGGCCGUUUUGGUUCGACGAACUCGGCAUGGCAGUCCACUUCAAGGAACUCACCGGAAUUGGGCUCAAAGAAACUUUCACACGGAAUUUGGAUCUGAAGGGGGAACGGCUCCUGAACUACAUGAAUACUGUUUGUUUGAACAAGAACAAAAAGUUCUUACAGGCUGUUACAAAGUCUAAAGUGAUGAGGGGAGAGCUGAGUGGUUGCUCUGAAGACGUCAAAGAGAUGCUGCUGCUUCUGCUUUCCUACUUUGAUGAGAAGCAAGACUCGAUGCUCUGCCAUGUGGAGGACACAUGCCUGGCAGAGGAGGUACAGAUGGACCAAGUUCACCUGACUCUCACCAUUGUUGUGUGUGGACGAUCCUGUUAUUCUUCGAGACGGUUCAUGCUGAGUGUGGAUCGAAACAUUGUACACGACAACAUCCCCUCCUUCGUUUCUGCCCUGUGCAUGAUGUUUGGGAGCUAUUAUUGUUUCAACAUCCAUUACCCAUCAGAGCUGGCAUCAACCCUGGAGUUUCUGCAGAGGUGUUUUUUCUCCAUCAACCCGGAGAAGGGCACUAAAGUGGAGAAGAAAAACACGUCCGUUCACGUGAACCCCCGAGUCCUGACCUUGAUUCAAGAACUUUCGGAUCAUGAGUGGCGUGAUCUUUGAAUAUGGACUAAACUCAGUAAGAUUCAUGCCAUGUGCCCACUCACAGUUUGAGUUUGUUUCAACUCCGUCUGCUCAGUUCUUCAAGCUUAAGAAAGUUAAAGUUUCAGACGAAAUUCUUACAGAGUUUGUUUGCAGUUUUUAGUGAAUUUUAUUGCACUUGUAUUUCUUCACUUGCAUACCUAUACCUCAGUUGAAGAGCUUUUUUUUUUUGAAGAUAUUGUUACAUGGAACAUUUAUUCAUAGCAAAUAACCCCUUCUUUCUUUCCAUCUUUCCUCAUUCAGUUAAUACAUGUUAAUUAUAUAUAUAGAAUACGCCACCUUCUCACUCAGAAGGCGGUGCAGGUUCUGGUCCAGGCCCUGGUCAUCUCACGCCUAGACUACUGCCCCCCCCUUCUGGCAGGUCUACCUGCUGCUG
Molecule: messenger RNA, 1993 nt
Organism: Hippoglossus stenolepis (Pacific halibut)
Lineage: Eukaryota; Metazoa; Chordata; Actinopteri; Pleuronectiformes; Pleuronectidae
Exons: 6
Coding region: 886-1578 (230 amino acids)
Source: RefSeq, a predicted model, not a curated record